GGGAGAGGGGGAGAGUGGAGAGUAGUGUAGGGACCAAACAGCAAACGUAGCUUUCGGGCUACUGUUUCUGUUCGGGGUUUCUGAUAAUAAACUGAGAUAAGGAAAGGGGAAAAAGGCAAAUCCAUUUUACACUCAACAGUCACUCCCCCACCCACACACCACUGUAGAGAGAGAAAGAGAGCAGAGCAGAGCCAGAGGAAUAGGCUUUGCCUUUGACCGGACCACCAUUAAAAUUGAAGCUUUCUCCUCGGGAAUUUGAAACAAAAAGCUUCCCUCUGCACUACUCUACUGCCACAACCUUUCAUGUGGUCUUUGGACUUCAUCUUGCUCGGAUUUUCUCUGAGUUUGUUCGAAUAUUUUCUGGGUAAAUCAAGCUGAAACUGACCGGAAAUUUGUUCGUUGCAGCAGUUGUUGCUGUUGUUUUCUUGUUUCAUUCACCUAUUUCUUUCUUUCUUUUUUUUUUCCGAAUUCUGGAAGUUUACUUCGUUUAUUAAGCCUCCAGAUGUACUUGUAAAUAAUGCUGAAAUUUUGUUCGGGUUAUUAAUUUUGGUAUCGUUUUGCACUGAUUGAGCUUCUUUUUCGUCGGGUUCGGGUUUAUUAUUUCAGAACGGCGAUCUGAAAUUCGUUUGGGAAGUCGUAGUGUCAUAACAUUGAGUUCAAGUUCUUCGAGUUUCAGUUCAUUGAGUUGUUUUUCUCUCCAUUUCUCGGCAAUUUUAUUCACUUGAACUUCUCUCUCAGAAUUAAAUUUUCAUUUUCCGGACUUGGAAUUCCAGAAGAAACUUCAGUAUCACAAUUGACUAAUAAAAUCGGUGGUUAUCCUCAGUAGAUGGAACCAAAAGUUGAAGCAACUCAACCGCAGUUUAGAUCCGGAAUAUCCGGAGCCAACCCCGUAGAAAUGGGGUUGGGAUUUGACGAAAUCCACGGCCUAAUUUCUGCUGCACCGGGAACUGGCGGCAGCUCAUUCACGGCGCUUCUCGAACUCCCUCCGCCGCAAGCUGUGGAGCUCUUGGUCAAAGAGGAUUUUCCGGUUAAACCUAUGCCGCCGCCAAUUUUCCCUUCCAACAUUGCCCUUAUCGACCGUGCGUCAAAGUUCUCUGUCUUCGCUUCGGCCGAUAAUUCGCCGGAGAGUACAAAUAUUUUGUCGGCUUCAAGCUCGAUGAAGCUUGAUUUAGUGAAGCAAGAGCCGUUGGAGUCGGACUCCCACCCGAAUUCUUCUUCACCGGCUGUCUCAAAUCAGAGUUUAAAGUCCAACAAGCGAAAGGAGAGGGAGAAAAAGGUUAAAGAAUCGAAUAAAAAGAGUAAAAAAGUGGUAGCAAAUGAAGCGUCUGAAGAUAGCGGCGAGAAGCUGCCAUAUGUUCAUGUCAGAGCUCGCCGUGGCCAAGCCACUGAUAGCCAUAGCUUAGCUGAAAGAGCCAGAAGAGAAAAGAUCAAUGCCAGGAUGAAGCUAUUACAGGAGCUGGUCCCAGGAUGUAACAAGAUUUCAGGUACUGCAAUGGUGCUGGAUGAGAUAAUAAAUCACGUUCAAGCACUUCAACGUCAAGUGGAGUUUUUAUCUAUGAGACUUGCUGCUGUUAACCCAAGAAUCGAUUUCAACCUUGAUGCCCUCUUGGCUGGAGAAGGUGGAUCCUCAAUUGAUAAUAGCUACCCCGGCACAUUUGCUCCAUCCAUCUGGUCUGAAGGACAAAUCAACGGGAGCAGACAACACCAAUAUCAGCAGCCAUGGCAUUUCGAAGGUCUUCAUCAGCCUUCCUGGGGCAGAGAAGAAGACACGUCUAACUUCAUUACCCCAGAGACCUCACUGUUAAGCUACGACUCUCCAGCAAAUUCUGCUUCUCUGCACUCAAGCCACCUCAAAAUGGAGCUGUGAAGGAGGGCAGGAGGUUUCCCAGUAGCUAGGCUUGUACAUAUCGGAUAUAUUAGCAAGUACUUAGUGGAAAUUUUAGAGAGAUUACCUCAGCAUUGUGCUUGGAUUUCCAUUCAUGCAAUUGCUGUCACAUGGAAAUCCUCAUUGAUUUAUCCAGAGGAAGAAGCAGACUUAGUUUGCCAAUAUAUAGAUAGUUAUAUAUAUAUAUAUAUAUAUAUAUAUAUCAGGGACGACUUGAUGUGUAAAACCACUGGAUAUAUUGUUAAUCUAGAUUUAUUUAUGCUUUUGCGAUUUU
Molecule: messenger RNA, 2159 nt
Organism: Sesamum indicum (sesame)
Lineage: Eukaryota; Viridiplantae; Streptophyta; Magnoliopsida; Lamiales; Pedaliaceae
Product: transcription factor bHLH48
Biological process (GO): regulation of DNA-templated transcription
Cellular component (GO): nucleus
Molecular function (GO): protein dimerization activity; DNA-binding transcription factor activity
Source: RefSeq, a predicted model, not a curated record